AUGGAGGCGCUAAGCGGUUGGACUUUGGCGCUGUUGCGCCUGCUGAGCGCUCUGCCCUGGUCCUGGACAUGGACGCCAGCGCGCACGGAGCACCCGCUGGCCAACAGCUAUUUGAACGCGGCCCAAAGACCGCUGUGGAUACUCGAGGACGAGCUGAUGAAGCGCCAGCGUGCCGACAGGCAGGAGGCGGACUAUGCCACAAACACGCGUGCCCCAACCCUGCGCCGAAGGCGCCAGGAGCGACAGCAUCUGCCCACAGCCAUAACAAUACGCGUGCGUCCGGACUCGGAGGCCGAUGAGGCGCCUCUGGUGGCGCCACCGCUGGCUGCACCAUUUACACAGCGACGCUUUUAUCUGCCGCAUCGCUUGCAGCUACCGAGCCACUACGUCCAGCAGCUGGGUGGGACGCCGUCCGAGCUUCCCAGGCUGGCGCAGCGCCGGCGCCAGCCGCAGUCGCUGCCCAUUUUUGACAGUGCACCCGGAGACAAUGCGCUGCCCACCGCCAGCUAUCCGAUCUUUGUGUACAACGGCACCAGGGGUGAGCUGCUGAUCAACACGAUGCUGAGCGGGCAGCGCUAUCCUAUGCAGGAGCCGGUGCCCGGCCAAGUGCUCUAUCCGCCCUCGACGCCCAUGUUCCGACCCAAGCCCAUUGUGGAGCGCUUGAAAUUGCCCGGUCAGCGGGAGCUGCUCAAUCUGACGUUGAUUCCCUUCUACGCCCACGAGGCUAUCACCGUUAGGCCGACAUUUGAGACAACAACGGAAGCAUACAUGGCAGAUGCUGCUCCAGAUCCGGCAACCGCUCCAGCAACUGCUCCAGCAACUGCAACGGCAGCUGAGCCACUGGCACUGACCACGCCCAUGGCGACGCUCUAUGAAACGCAGCUGCCGCGCAGCAAGCGCAAGCGGAAGGCCAAGAAGGCGAAGCAGUACAGCGCCUAUCAUUCGCCCCAGGAAGUGGUGCAGUGGCAGCCGCCGCUGCGUAGCUCGCCAGCACUGGACCCACCCGACAAUCAUCGCCACUACGUGGUGCCGACCACCGACAGGACGGACAGUGCACUGCCGGAGCAGCUGGAGCAGCUAGAAGCUGAGAUUGAGGAGCCCAGCCAGGAGCUGCAACUGGAACAGCAGCCGCCAGCACAGCCCGAGCAGACCACAAGCAGCAGCAGCAGUAGCAGUUCUCCUUCUCCCUUUCAGAUCAUCUAUGUGGACGAGAGCAUGGAGGCACCUUACGAUUCGCUCGCCAGCACCACAGAAGCUCCACCGCUGCAGCGCCAGAGCUCUCGCUAUGCCUUGAAGCGUGAGUACUACGCCUUUCCGGUCUACACGCUGGGUAAGCUGCUGCAGAGUCCCAAGCCUGGCCAGGCAAGCCACAGAGCACGCGACAUAGAGAUCGAUUGCUCGGGCGGUUCCAAGGAGCACGGUGACAAUACUUGGUUCAUUUUGAAUUCACGCUACAGGGGACCACAUCGCAAUGGCCAGAAGGGGAGCAAGGAACACACCAAGUAUUAUACAUCCAAGUAUGUACAGAGCCGUGCUCCUCGGUAG
Drosophila montana is the source of this 1545-nucleotide messenger RNA. RefSeq lists its product as uncharacterized. Bases 1 to 1545 code for a protein of 514 amino acids. The transcript has 2 exons. The record is from RefSeq and is a predicted model, not a curated record. Lineage: Eukaryota; Metazoa; Arthropoda; Insecta; Diptera; Drosophilidae.